Messenger RNA from Clupea harengus (Atlantic herring), 7489 nucleotides. It is a transcript of the gene pdgfra, whose product is annotated as platelet-derived growth factor receptor, alpha polypeptide. The record is from RefSeq and is a predicted model, not a curated record. Gene Ontology annotation, molecular function: ATP binding; platelet-derived growth factor alpha-receptor activity; platelet-derived growth factor binding. The transcript has 29 exons. Gene Ontology annotation, cellular component: plasma membrane; signaling receptor complex. Bases 288 to 4715 code for a protein of 1475 amino acids. Gene Ontology annotation, biological process: embryonic cranial skeleton morphogenesis; platelet-derived growth factor receptor signaling pathway; protein phosphorylation. Lineage: Eukaryota; Metazoa; Chordata; Actinopteri; Clupeiformes; Clupeidae.
AGCCAGAUGAUUAGUUCUCUGGGAAGGAUGGACUGUAACAUUGAAUCAAUUACAGGUCGCUGUAGCUGAGGAGCAUUUGUUCGAGCGGCCGCGGACCCAGACGGAGGGGCGCACAUAUGCUUGCUCUCAACUCGGCUAGAGGAUUACCACUGCAACAAAAAGCCAGGACCCUUAACUGCGCCAAUUGGAGUACUUUUGUAUGGGCUAUUGAAUGCAAUUAGGAGUUUUUUUUUAAUCAAAGGGCACAAUCAGAAGGAGUUUGAAAAGCCAGCAACAACGACGUGACCAUGGGGGGUUUCAAGACCCAUCUAACUCUUUUGGCUGUAUUAAUCAGUAUACUACCAGCCCGGAGUGAUCCCCCGACCAUAGUUUCGAACCAAGAUGAGUUUGUUGUCGGUGUGCACUCAAGGUUCAACAUCAGUUGUACGGGGAAAAGGGAGGUUGUAUGGGCCGAACCUUUACCCGACAACGUUUACGCUUUUCCCGGCUACUACACUGCAACGCUGCUAAUUGGUGACGCGGAAGCCUCCCAUACCGGAUACUACUCAUGUGUUUAUGCAUCAAAAAACGGCGAACCGGUAGUGCACGAGGACACAGAGGAUGAAGACAUGUCGGAAAUAUACAUAUUUGUGCCAGAUCCCGAUGUUCCCUUCGUACCCGAGGAGAAUACUGAAGUGGAGACCGACCCAUUGGGCAACAUCAUUCCUUGUCGCGUCACUGAUCCCCGAUCUCAUGUCAUGCUUAAAACCUUGCCAAGUGACAUUGAACUGCAGGGAUUGUAUGACCACAGGAAUGGCUUCCUUGGUAACUUUUCAGCCGGAAAUUUCGUGUGUGAGACCUUUGUCAACGGCGAGACAAGGAGAAGCGACGUCUACACUGUCAUUGAAAAGAAACAGCCGGUGGUGAAGCAAGACUUCCAGGUGACGCUGAAAGCCAGCGACGAGGCAGUGAUGGCCAGGGAAGCCUUUAACCUCACCUGCAUCGCCCCGCUGGGGCCCGAGUACCAGCAGCAGUGGCUCCAUCCCCUAAAACAGGCCGUGGAUGCUAUUCAGAUGAAACAGACUCUUCCGGAUAAGGUGCUUUACGUCCUCAGCAUCCCCUCGGCCUCGGCCCACGACGGCGGCUCGUACGAGUGUGCCGUCACCAACACCAUCCUCAGACAGACCAGGAGCAGCCAGGUGGCUGUCACCGUCCAUGAGGAAAAGUCUUUUGUGUCUCUGGAUCACCGUGGCAUCGGUGGAGUGGAGGACAUCACUCUUCUGGAGGACACUGAGUUCACCAUCUACAUCGAUGCCCACCCAGAGCCCAAGAUGAUGUGGAAGAAAGAUGGCAGGCCUCUGGAUAAGAGCACUUUCCUCUACGCCAUGAACAGCCAUGUUCUGGGAAACCGGUAUCAGAGCAUUUUAAAUCUGAAACACCCUACGGAGGAGGACGGUGGGAAGUACACCUUCAUCGCCACCAGUGGCCAACAGCUCGCCCACUUCUCUUUUGAACUCAGAGUCAAAGAGCCCAGUGCUGUGCUGUUCCAGUCGGCCCAGGCUCCUCUCCUGUUGCCCCAGAGUGACCAGCUGGUGGUGACCCUCGGCUCCUCCUUCAGACUCACCUGCAGGGGCGUGGCCGAGCUGGUCUGGAGCGCCCCCUCCGACCUUUCAGAGCAGACCCUGGAUGACAAGGGCGGGCUGUUCGUCAGCACGGUAACCGUGGAGAACUCCACGGUCCUAAACACUGGGGAGUACCUCUGUGGCUACAAGGGAUCCAAUUACACAGACGAGGACGACGGAAGCAUCAUCUACAUCUAUGUGCCAGAUCCAGACGUGCCUUUUGUUCCCUCCAUGGACCCGUCGUACAUCCACGUGAUGACGGACCACGACGAGAUGGAGAUCCCGUGCCGCGCGUCGGACCCCACCUCCAACGUCUCCCUGGUCAACGUGGAGACGCAGCAGGUGGUGGACGCCGAGUACGACAGCAAGAGAGGCUUCAUAGGCAUGUUCAACGCGGGCACCUACAUCUGCAAAGCGCUCGUCGGUGGACAAGAGCACCUCAGCGAGGAGUACAUUGUCCACGGAUGGGCAGGUGGCUCUGACCUGCACGUGGAGCUGCUGGCCAAGAGGACCGCUCUACUGGUGGGAGACACACUCACAGUCAACUGUGUGGCCAAGGGCAGCGAGAUGCUGGAGGACCACUGGAAAUACCCUGGCAAAAUGUUUGGCCGCGGUGAGAAGACGGUGAGAGAGAACCGGAGAGAGAUGACCAUCAACUACACCCUGCGGAUGUCCGACGUCUCGCUGAAGGACAGCGGUAUCUACGCCUGCUCCAUCACCGACAUCAUGAGCAACGAGAGCCAGACCAAGGAGCUGACCGUCACGGUCUAUGAGAGCCCCUUUGUCUCGCUAGUCCCAGCCUUCGCUCACACUGAGCUGGCUGAACUGGAUGAGGUUCGGGAGUUCAAGGCUGACAUCGAAGCUUUCCCCGGCGUCAAAGUUGUCUGGCAAAAAGAUGGGGUUGCCAUCGGCGAUAACGGCGCAGAGAUGACCACUAGUUUCCAUGAGAUCAGUGAGACAAAAUUCCAGACGGUUCUGACCCUGAUCCGCGCGAAGGCCGAGGACAGUGGGAACUACACCGUCAGGGCCCACACCAGCAACCAGAGCAGCAGCUUCAGCUUCUCCCUGCAGGUCAAAGUCCCUGCGGUGAUUGUGGAGAUGAUGGACCUCCACCAUGGCUCUGUCACGGGUCAGGCCGUGGUGUGCAUCGCUGAGGGGGAGCCUCUGCCAGAGGUGGAGUGGUACAUCUGUAAGAACAUCAAACACUGUGCCAAUGACUCCACCCAGUGGAGCCUGCUACCUGCCAACUCCACUGAGAUCACCGUGGACACGCACAUCAACGAGGACGUGCAGCUGGAGAGUCAGGUGAUCUUCGGUCAUCUGGAGAACACGCUGGCAGUCCGCUGCCUGGCCAGGAACGACAUGGCCGCAGUCACCAGAGAGGUCAAGCUGGUGUCCAGCGGUCCUCACUCGGAGCUGACCGUGGCAGCUGCUGUGCUGGUGCUGCUGGUCAUUGUCAUCAUCUCACUCAUUGUGCUGGUCAUUAUUUGGAAACAGAAGCCACGCUAUGAGAUCCGGUGGCGGGUGAUCGAGUCGGUCAGUCCAGACGGACACGAGUACAUCUACGUGGACCCCAUGCAGCUUCCCUACGACUCCCGCUGGGAGUUCCCUCGCGACGGCUUGGUUCUGGGUCGUAUUCUGGGCUCUGGGGCCUUCGGGAAGGUGGUGGAGGGCACCGCCUACGGGCUCAGCCGCUCCCAGCCUGUCAUGAAGGUGGCUGUGAAGAUGCUCAAACCCACGGCGCGCUCCAGCGAGAAGCAGGCGCUCAUGUCUGAGCUGAAGAUCAUGACACACCUGGGCCCUCACCUCAAUAUCGUCAACCUGCUCGCAGCCUGCACCAAAUCAGGGCCCAUCUACAUCAUUACUGAGUACUGCAUCUACGGUGACCUGGUCAACUACCUGCACAAGAACCGCGACACCUUCAUGAGCCGCCACCCAGAGAAGAGCAAGAAGGAUCUGGACAUCUUUGGCAUCAACCCCACCGACGAGAGCAGCAGAAGUUAUGUGAUCUUGUCCUUUGAGGGCAAAGGGGACUACAUGGACAUGAAGCAGGCCGACACCACGCAGUAUGUGCCCAUGCUGGAGAUGAACCAAGCCUCCAAGUACUCGGACCUCCAGGGCUCCGACUACGACCACCCACACUCCCACAAGCAACACGACGGCGAGGGAGAGAGCCUGCUCUCGGAUGACACUAGUGAGGGCCUCAGCACCAUGGACCUUCUCAGCUUCACGUACCAGGUGGCCCGAGGCAUGGAGUUCCUGUCCUCCAAGAACUGUGUGCAUCGGGACCUGGCCGCCAGGAAUGUGCUGCUUUCUCAAGGGAAGAUCGUCAAGAUCUGCGACUUCGGCCUCGCCAGGGACAUCAUGCACGACAACAACUAUGUCUCAAAAGGAAGCACGUUCCUGCCUGUUAAGUGGAUGGCCCCUGAGAGCAUCUUUGACAACAUGUACACAACCCUUAGUGACGUCUGGUCCUACGGCAUCCUACUGUGGGAAAUCUUCUCCCUCGGAGGAACCCCUUACCCAGGCAUGGUGGUCGACUCAAGCUUCUACAACAAGAUCAAGAGCGGCUACAGAAUGGCCAAGCCUGAACAUGCGACCGAUGACGUGUAUGAGAUGAUGUCAAAGUGUUGGAACAGUGAGCCGGAGAAGAGGCCUACCUUCCUCAGCCUGAGCGAGACUGUGGCCUCUCUACUGCCUGGAGGGUACAAGAGGAGCUUUGAGCGGAUGAACAACGACUUCCUCAAGAGUGACCACCCGGCCGUGACCCGCGUGCAGCGCAUGGGCGACGACGACGACGAAGAGGCGUACAUCGGCGUCACCUACAAGAACCAGGGCAAGCUGAAGGACCGCGAGAGCGGCUUCGACGAGCAGCGCCUCAGCUCGGACAGCGGUUACAUCAUCCCCCUCCCCGACCUGGACCCCAUGUCCGACGAAGAGUACAGCAAAAGGAACCGCCACAGCUCUCAGACAUCAGACGAGAGCGCCAUCGAGACCGGCUCCAGCAUCUCCACCUUGGCCAAGCGGAUGGAGGGGGAGACGCUGGAGGACAUCACUCUGCUGGACGAGAUGUGCCUUGACUCCAGCGACAUGGUGGAGGACAGCUUCCUGUGAUCCCAGCACAGUCCUCCAGAGUGAACACUGUUGUAUGGUGUCCCACUAUGCGGGAGGCGGGGGUUGGGGGGGGGGGGGGUAGAGGCUACUAGCUACUACCAGCCCAUCCACUCCACAGAGACUCUAAAGACUUCGUCCCCAAAGAUGCUGCCCCCUCCUUCCUCUUCAUCACACUCUGUUCCCUCCUGUUUCCACUCCGAAUCAAAAAACAAAACCACUUCACUUCUUCUGUGGUGGAGAGCCAUCGUGAGACUGUGUGCGUGUGGAUUCCUUUUACUCAGACAUUGCCCCCUGAUGGGGUGGAGGACUCAUUGAGAAACUGUGUGAAGUUCUCAGCAGAAAGUGUAACAACGCCGUCUCUCUCUUUCUCCUGAAUAACCAGUGCACCACCUUGCACUCGAGAUAAUACGACAACCUAUGGACAUAUGUGUGUGUAUGUAUCUGUAUGUUUUUAAUGUACAGAAUUUUAGUGGGCAUUCCUGACACAGCAAAAUAAGCAAGACCUGAACAAAACCACCAAAACCAACCAAAUGAACAUCAGGACCUCUCUCUUAAGUAGUCCAUCAAGACUGUCAAAAACCACUACAGACUCUUGUUUAAAAGAGAAAAAAAACAACUAAUGGUCUCACCAGAUCCAUCCUCAUCUGGGUUUUUGUGGUACUCAGUAUGGACUGCAUUUAAACACUCCGUCAGCCACACACAAGACGAUUGUCCUCUGUUCCGGUUGACUUCCAUUAAGGACCAAUAACUUACUUUGAAUUGAAAAGCACAAUCGCUGAACUAUGAAUCUAUGUUUUUAUAAGCAAUCGUAGUUGUCAACAACUGAAUACGUGCAGCCGUUUGAAUUUAUUUUUUUACUUUCUAGCACAUAUAAAUAUGUAUUAUUUGUGAAUAUUAGAUUAGUGCGUGUGUGUGUGUGUGUGUGUGUGUGUGUGUGUGUGUGUGUGUGUGUGUGUGUGUGUGUGUGUGUGUAAAGAGGAGCUGUUUUGUAAAUGAAAAAUAUGACUAAGGCUUAUAAGUUGCAUGCAGCUUUGUGACUUAGACCUUUGUAAAGUUUACCGUUACACAGUUUUACAGUCCAAUAGGAACCUAUGCAGCACAGGACACGGCAUGUUUAUUUUCACAUCCAGCCAAAGCUAGAGCAGAAUUGAUCUAGCAACCUAUCAAAACAUCUCAUCUUUUGUCUCCAGCAUCUUUAGAUCUUUAGUUUUGACAUCAUACUACUAAACUAUUUCAUUAGUUUUUCAGUCUAUAUUUUCUUAUUUUAGAGGAAGUCAUCAUUAUACUGACAAUUGUCCUGCUAUUUUCUACAACCAAAACCAAUAUUAGCUUUAUGUUAACCUGUGAUAUACAGAAACUCCAUUUUGAGAAAUGGCUGCCAUUGGCCAGUGUUGUAAACCAAACGAGUCAAGGUACAUACCAACCUAUUAUUGUGAAUAAGCUGAAAUAUGUUUUGAUGCUGUGUGUAAAAAUUGAGAGCUUCCAUCCUUCACCAUUAAUCUGAGGAGUGAUAAUAAUAUGCUUUAGAGUUAUAUAGUUGAGAGUUAUAUUGAGUGUUGCUUGUUUUGGAGCCGUGGUUUUGCUGGAGAUUGGAUGUGCUGGAAUUAAGAACUGACUGAGGGAGCCCCAGGAGGGCGUGCCUUGGCUCCUGUCACAUACACAAAGAUGGUUGAUACUGAUUCAAUGUUAAAGCAUCACUUUUUGAUUGGCUUUGCAAGCAUUGUGGGAGAAAACAUUCACGGCGACCACCUCUCUGAGAAAGUGUGAGGUCAGUGGAGGAAGUGAUGUCAAUAAGACAACAAGGUGUUUAGCAGCAGGACUUUAGACGCUCUGUGACGCGUGACUGGACCUUCUCCAACAUGUCCGUACAAGAACACUUAGGCAGGGGACGUACGUACGUACGUGAGACCACCUCAUGUCUCCACAGGCCAAUUGUUUUCAUGUUUGGGUCUCUACUUGGCAGCCAUGGUGUAGCAGAUGUUGAGUCAAAGUCGUUUGUGUUGUUGUUAUGGCGACACUGUUUGGCUCGUCUUCUCGCUUUCUCAUGUCAAGACCUUAAUUUUAGUUUCGACAAAAAGCCUAUGUGUAAGCCCAAGAAAUUCACUUCCCACAAGUGUCCAUAGUCUCCCUCAGCGAGUAAUCGCAUCUUUGUUAUUUCAUACAGUAUAUAUUAGUGCUCAUGGUGUUAGCGUUGAUUUAGCAUUGUUCAUGUCACCACUAUGGUGAAAGUACUUGCGUUUAAAACAUUGUGCGUUCCCAGGCUUCACCAGACUCACAAGACCCGCCCCACUAACAUUCAGUGCUGAUCUCCUUUUUUUUAUCAAGUGUGAUGUUAAUGGAAUGAAAUAGUUUAUGUGUAUUUUGCUUUUGUGAAUAUUCCCAUUUGAGAUUCCCAGCUAUGUCACUGCCCGACCGUCUCUGUCCCCACUGGUGACUGUGAUAUACCUCACAGGCGUAUUACACACUGUUGCACUUUCCCCCCUCUGGUUGCCACCCUAUGGGCUUGCUGUGUUGGAACUGAGGAUUUGCUGUUUUGUGAUUAGGAUCACGAAGCGUGAGCAUUUUUGUGUCUGUUUCUAUGGCGACAGUGGCAUGAAUGUCGAUGUUAGCGAGAAAGGGUGAGAUGAUGAAAAGGUAUGAAGUAUAUUCCAUGGUACAGUAUCUGUAAUAAUAGAUAGUUACUCCCAAUACCAGAAGUUAUCCUCCUGAUUUGUAAUAUGCGUUAUGAUUAUGUACAUUCAGAUGAUCUAUAUUUCAAUAAAUGAUUUAAAUAA